Molecule: messenger RNA, 1155 nt
Organism: Bacidia gigantensis
Lineage: Eukaryota; Fungi; Ascomycota; Lecanoromycetes; Lecanorales; Ramalinaceae
Exons: 1
Coding region: 1-1155 (384 amino acids)
Biological process (GO): substituted mannan metabolic process
Molecular function (GO): mannan endo-1,4-beta-mannosidase activity
Source: RefSeq, a predicted model, not a curated record
AUGAAAGCGUCAAUAUGGGUUGUAGCAAUUAUGAUUGCCCCAAUCCUUGCCUCACCUAAGUAUCGAAAGAAGUCGUGGUCAUCCAGCGCCAAGCCAACAAACACAUGGUCAUCGUCACCGCCUGGUCCAUCGGAUACUAAUGGCUAUUCCAGCGAUUACUCAAAUGAUUACUCGAAGAAAAAGUCUACCGGAAAUGCGAACCAAUACCAAGCAAACCAAUUUUACCAACAGCCAGCGAGUUCAAACGGUGCUUCUGGCUCCAGUGACACCUACCCGCCCAGCCAGACUGGAAGUCUAGCCUCCGGAAAUAUCGCCAAUGGAACCGUGAUCUCAAGCGGAAGCAUAACACUUCCCGCCGGCUGUCAGCAAAAGAAUGAUAUCGGAAUCGGCUGGCUCCCCAGCGACACCUCCCUCUCAACCAUCGAAGGCAGUCUCGGCGCCCCCUCGUGCUGGGACGGUCAAUAUGCUCAAAUCACCACCACAGGCGCCUACACAGAUUCCAACCAACAACUUCUUGGGCAUUUAAAAGACAUCAGCAACCCCGCCAACACCAUAUUCGUAGCCUCCGUCAUGCCCACGAUCUCCAUGUCUCAAGUCGACGACACAGUGGCUCAAGGCGUUGCCAACGUCCUUAGCCAGUUCACUACUAAGGGUAUUGAAGUUUGGCUUCGCUAUGCGCACGAAAUGAACUACUACACCACCUCCGGCUCUGAAGGCGGUCACUACGACGGCAAUCCCGACACCUUCAAGACGUCUUGGGCAGCCAUGUCUCGCGCUGUCAAAGCAAACGCCAAGAUCAAGAUGUUCUGGUCCCCCAAUAGCGGGAGCCCUGACGAUCUGCAGCAAUGGUAUCCCACCGAAGGUCAGGUAGAUAUGGUAGGCAUCGACAUCUACCCCAAGGAGCAGCAGUCAUUUGCGGAUGUUUAUGGGGCGUUUUGUCAGAAAUUCAGUUCUGCGAGUAUUCCUUUCGUGAUUGGGGAGACAGGGGCUGGGCCGAGUUUGAAGGACGGGUGGUUUAAGGAAUUGGUGAGUCCAGAGGCGAAGACGGCUUGUCCGAAUUAUUUGGGGUUUUCGUGGUUUGAGUAUGAUAAAGAGGCUGAUUUCAGAGUGGCGACUGCUGGGGAGAAUAUUGCGAAGCAGGUAUUGAGUUCGUAG